AUGGGUUCCGAGAAAGAGCUUCCAAUUUAUGGCAAUGGCAAUGUGGCCCCAAAGAAGCGCAAUUGCAAAGCUGUGUGGUCAUUGAGCCUCAUUUUAGUCGGUCUUUCUUGUUACGUAUUGAGCGGAAUUUUGAACACCCAAGGGUACCUCGGAGAUACCUUCCAAAGGUUCUCUGGCGACGAUGGAAAGAAUCCUGACUCGCUCUGUCCAAUUGUGGAAAAGGUGAAAUUCUCGGACUUUGUCUACGAGAGCGAUACCGUGGACCGUAUUCUUCAUGAUGCCAAAUUCCGCAAUCAGUCGAUUGAGAAGUUACUCGGUGCCGUGAAGUACCCUACUGAGAUGUAUGAUGAAAUGACUCGUCCAGAGGAGGCCGACUCCGUUGACGAGUUGUUGAAGAUCGAGCCAAGUUGGAAAUACUUCCAGGACUUCCAGAAGUACUUGAAGAAGACGUUCCCAAAGGUUCACGAGCAAUUGAGCCUUGAUAAGGUGAACGAUUUUGGCUUGGUUUACACUUGGAAGGGUAAGGACGAAAACAAGAAGCCAUUGCUUUUGACUGCCCACUACGAUGUCGUGCCUGUUCAGAAGGAGACUUUGGACCAAUGGACUUUCCCACCCUUCACUGGAGGCUACGAUGGUAAGUUCUUGUACGGAAGAGGUGUGUCUGAUUGCAAGGACUUGCUCAUUGGCUUGCUUGAAACUGUCGAGCUUUUGCUUUCUGAGGAAAAGUUCUCGCCUGAAAGAACGAUCAUUUUGGCCUUCGGAUAUGACGAAGAAGCUGGUGGUUCUGGAGCUCAGAAGAUCUUCGAGCACUUGGUGGGCAAGUACGGCCCUGACUCGAUGCUUCAAAUUAUUGAUGAGGGUUCAUCGGGAUUCCAAGAAAUGGAGGGUCUCAAUGUGAUUUUGCCUGCCACAGGCGAGAAAGGUUACGUUGAUUCCUUCAUCGAAUUGUACACCCCAGGAGGUCACUCGUCUGUGCCACCUAAGCACACUUCUAUCGGAAUUUUGGCUAAGCUUCUUAGUGACAUUGAGGAUGCUGAGUUCGAGAGUGUCAUCACCAACGCUAACCCUGUCUUGAACCAAUUGCAGUGUUUGGCAGAACACUCUCCUUUGAUUGACAAUGACUUGCGUAAGAACAUUUUGAAAGCCCAUUUCGAUACCAAGGCAAAUGAGGCUCUUUUGAAGUACCUCAGGGACCAAGUCUCCCAGAAGUUCCUUGUGACCACCUCUCAGGCCAUUGACAUCAUCUCCGGCGGUGUUAAGUCGAAUGCUUUGCCUGAGCAUGCUUCUGCCUUGGUGAACCACAGAAUUGCCGUCGAAGAGCUGGUCAAAUCGACGUCUGAGAAGGUCUUGGGACAGAUUAAACUGAUUGCCGAGAAGCACGAGUUGGGAUUGAUCUUUGAAGGUCAGACAGUCUACGAGCCAACCGAGCACGGCUACUUCAACUACACUCUUAGACAGAGCUUGGAACCAGCUCCUGUGACACCUACUCAAGACGAAAUCUGGAACUUGUUUGGCGGUUCCCUUCGUCACUUCUACGAGGAUGUCGUUUUCGCUGGUGAAUCCAAGGAAUUUGUUUUCGCCCCAUCUCUUAUGACUGGAAACACCGACACCAAGUGGUACUGGGACUUGACCCGCAACAUCUUCAGAUACGCACCCGGUCUUCCAAACCCACACCUGAACAUCCACUCGGUCGACGAAAAGACCAAUUUCGACGGACAUCUUCUGAUUAUUGCUUUCUACUACAACUACUUGCAAGUUGUUGAUCAGCUUGCGCAGUAG
Messenger RNA from Candidozyma duobushaemuli, 1779 nucleotides. RefSeq lists its product as uncharacterized. Gene Ontology annotation, molecular function: metallocarboxypeptidase activity. The record is from RefSeq and is a predicted model, not a curated record. Lineage: Eukaryota; Fungi; Ascomycota; Pichiomycetes; Serinales; Metschnikowiaceae. Bases 1 to 1779 code for a protein of 592 amino acids. The transcript has a single exon. Gene Ontology annotation, cellular component: fungal-type vacuole lumen.